CAAUCAAAGGGACCUCUUCGGCCUUUCCCCCCAAGUUGUAGGAGACAGAGCUUUCUCUCUCACUCAGAGUUGUAUCAGCCUCUUGCUGCUUCCACCUCUGCCUGAGGCCUGGGUGUCCUGCGCCUAGCGGCUGCCCAUCUUUCUCGCCCAGCAGGCCAAGAGACAAGGAUAAACCAGGAGAAAACUUUGUAAGCAGAGAGUGGACGGGGAGGGCUUACCCCUUACCUCCUAACUCUCCUCGAACUCAGUCCCUCAGGGGGACAAACGUACAGAAAGAGCACAAGCUAGACAGGCCCUCCUGAGCCUGGAGAUUCCCACAAGGAUGCGCUAGAACUGUUUCUGUCCCUCCUGCUGCUGGUCCUUGGGGCAACUGCUCCUCCUGUGCCCCAGUCACUCCUGCUGCCUGGAGCCCCCUCCACCCGGGCCAAGGGAGGUGAGUUUGGAGACAGACGAGGAAGGGGCAGCAUCUGGGGACUCUGUGAAGGUAGGCUGUUUGUGAUCAAGCAGCGAACGAGGCAAAGCCAAGAGAAGACCAAGGCAAUAAGUCGCUAUCCAGCCCGGGUCCUCAUCCUCUUUUGACAGAAUGCAUUAUUAAAGUGAUGUUCUGGCAGAAAAGCAGUGAGAGGCCCCAGCUGGGCCCCAGCGUGAGAGCCAGGGCUGCGUCCAGGUCUGAAGAUGUUUCUUGUCCUCUCAGCUUGGCUGUGGCUGUUGUUAUUACUGCCUGAGGCCAAGGCACUGGUGAUAACCCCCCAUGGUUCAGAGUUCAUCCUCAACGUCUCCAGCACCUUCGUCCUGACUUGCACAGGGGAUGCCCCAGUGGCCUGGGAAAAGACUCCUCAGCAGACCCCACCACCUGUUCUUGAGGCCCAGGAUGGCACCUUCUCCAGUGUCUUGACCCUCACCAACGUCACUGGCUUUGACACAGGAGAGUACAUAUGUUCCUACAAUGGCUCCCAAGGCCUGGAGUUUGGUGGGCAGAAGCGGGUCUACAUCUUUGUGCCAGACUCUUCUGUGGACUUCCUCCCUGUGGACCCUGAAGAGCUGUUCAUCUUCUUCACGGGAGACAGUGAGACAACAAUCCCGUGUCGAGUAACUGACCCAAAGCUGGUGGUGACACUGCAUGAGAAGAAGGUGGAUGUGUCACUGCCUGUUCCCUAUGACCACCAGCGUGGCUUCACCGGCCCCUUUGAGGACAAGACCUACAUCUGCAAAACCAUCAUUGAUGAGAGGGAGGUAGACUCUGAAGCCUAUUAUGUCUACCGAAUCCAAGUCUCAUCUAUCAAUGUCUCAGUGAAUGCAGUUCAGACUGUGGUGCGGAAGGGUGAGAACAUCACUGUCCUCUGCAUCGUGAAGGGUAAUGAGAUGGUGAACUUUGACUGGACCUACCCUCGAAUGGAGAGCAAGCGGCUGGUGGAGCCAGUGACAGAUUUCCUGUCAGGGAUAGAAUAUGAUAUCCGCUCCAUCCUGCAUAUCCCCAGUGCUGAGCUAGGAGAUUCCGGUACCUAUGUCUGCAACGUCUCAGAGAGCUACAAUGGGCACAGGGACAUGAAAGGGGUCAAUGUCACUGUGAUUGAUAAAGGAUUUGUGAGGUUUCUGGGGGAGUUAGAUGAGCUGGAGUUUGCUGAGCUGCACAAGAGUCGAACACUACAGAUGCUCAUAGAAGCAUACCCUGCACCCACCAUUGUGUGGCUCAAGGACAACCAGACAUUGGGCUCCGGGACUGCCAGUGAAAUCUCUAUCUCCACCAGGAAUUUGUCUGAAACAAGGUAUAUAUCAGAGCUGACCCUAGUGCGGGUGAAAGUGAAUGAAGGGGGUCAUUAUACCCUCAGAGCCUUCCAUGAUGAUGCUGCUGACUCAUUCUCCUUCCAGCUACAGAUCAAUGUUCCUGCUAAGGUGAUGGAUCUGAGCGAGAGCCACCCCAGCAGUGGGGAGCAGCUCCUCACUUGCCGAAGCCAGGGGAUGCCACAGCCUGUCCUUAACUGGUUCAGUUGCAGUGAUUUUAAGAGGUGUCCCCGUGAUGUUCUGCCUACCCCACUGGGGAACAGCUCCAAGGAGGAAACCCAGCUGGAAACCAAUGUGACCUACUGGGAGCAAGAGAAAUUGUUUGAGGUAGUCAGCAUCCUGCGCUUGCAACGUGUGGACCAGCCCCUCUCUGUCAUUUGCGACGUACACAACCUCCUGGGGAGAGACAGCAAGGAAGUCACCAUUGUUCCACACUAGCAUCUUCAACAGCCUGUACACCACCCUGAGUGAUGUGUGGUCCUUUGGCAUCCUUCUGUGGGAGAUCUUCACCCUGGGUGGCACCCCUUAUCCAGAGUUGCCUAUGAAUGAGCAGUUCUACAAUGCCAUCAAGCGUGGCUACCGCAUGGCCAAGCCCACCCAUGCCUCAGAAGAGAUCUAUGAAAUCAUGCAGAAGUGCUGGGAGGAGAAAUUCGAGAUUCGACCCUCCUUCUCUCAGCUGGUCAUUCUAAUGGAGGGCCUCCUGGGGGAGGGCUACAAGAAGAAGUACCAGCAAGUAGAUGAAGAAUUUCUGAGGAGUGACCACCCAGCCAUUCUGCGUACCCGAGCCCAGCUCCCUGCAUUUGGUGGCCCGAGGGGUCCCCUCGACACCAGCUCUGUCCUCUAUACAGCCGUGCAGCAGAACGAGGGGGACAAUGAUUACAUCAUCCCCCUGCCGGACCCUAAGCCUGAAGGACCCGAUGCGGCCCCACUGGAGAGUUCCCACAGCCUUGCCAGCUCUACCCUGAAUGAAGCCAACACAUCAUCCACCAUCUCCUGUGAUAGCCCCCUGGAGCUGCAGGAAGAACUGGAACCUGAGCCACAGGAGCCAGAGCAGGAACCAGAGCCAAAGGCAGAGCCACAGCUGGAGCUGGAGCCAGAACCAGAGCCCAGGCCAGGCCUGAGUCACCAGGAGGUGGAGGAUAGCUUCCUGUAGCUGGGCUCACCCAGAAGAGCAGGCAUCCCCAAGCCUGCCUCUGCUCUAUGGACUCUCCUCUCUAUUUCUCUUUCCCAGAUGAAUGCUGGCCUCCCCCAUGGGUGAAGAGGGGAGGUGAUGGCUGGCCCUUUUCAUUAUGGGAUAGAAGACUUCUAGCCCAAAUGUGGCAGGGACUGGUCUUCCUCAACAAGGAUCCUCUGGGCUCUUUCCCAGCCAAGAGUCUUCCCUCGGGAAGAGGUUAAGACAAAGUGCAUUUUGCAGUGACUACGGCAUUGAAUGUGGCUGCCUGGUCCCCUGACCCUCCUAUUUCAACCACCCCCAGUGUCUGCCUGAGACAGGGAUUUCCUGGGCAAAUUAGGGGAUUUUUAAUCCUUUUGAGGAAACAGAGGAGGGACAUUGGUGAACACUACUCAGUGCUUAGAAUAUAGAGGAAGGUGUGGGCAUCCAGGGGCUGAGGAACCUAUCUCUCCAAACCAUACCCACCUCGUCUUUCAGACUUACCCAGGAGUGGAGCCACGUGGUGGCCAUGCCUAGACCAGGCUUCUAACAACUGUGCCUUCUGCCUGAGUCACUGGGUGGCUGAGGUCUGUGCCUGCAUUGGGACUGUCUGCCUUUUGGGGAGAAGAAAAUUGUGGGGAGGCUUCCACACUUUGACCCCCGGUGGAAAAGAGAGGGGCAAAGGACAUGGGAUCCUAGUAUGAACAUUCUGUGUCUUCCCCUGCUCAGCUCCCAAGGAUUAGGUCAUCUCCAGGAUCUCACCUUUCCCAGAGGCUUGGUUGUAUAGGUGCCCACAGAAGUUUCUCCUCCCUGCAAAGGAAGAGAUGUACAUGAGAAAUAUACAAUCAACCUUGACCUCCUCCACUCAAGCCCUCCUGCCCCCAUGCCAGCUGGACUGGCCACUACUUUUGUAUUUUUCCUAUGACAUUUGGCUGAGGAUCUAUAGAGGGGUGGUUGUCUUCCCACUUUUGGGGCUCCUCUUCUUUGCCCUGAUGACCCUAGUCCAUCCCUGCCCAACCCCAGCCCUCCACCAUCACCAUGGGUUGGUGAUCCAAAGCAAGACUGAUGGGUGGAAGUUCAGGAAAGAAGAUCUGAGUUCAAUCCAAGGAAGAACUUAAUGAUCAGAGCACUCCCACAAUGGAGCAAGCUGCCUCAGGGGGUCCUUAUCUCCUGAUCAUUGGAGGCCUUGGGGAUAGACUGGAAGACUACCCAACAGAAAAGCUGUAAAGAGGAUCCCUGCAGGGGAUGAGAGGUUGGACUAGGUGAUUUCUGAAGUCCUUACCAACUCUCAGAUUUGAGGAUUCCCUCUAGUAGGUCAUGGAGCUAAGGGGUCCUUAGCAAAGCCAAAUUUAUGAGGCUACUUUCUCCUCCACCCAACUAGGACCUCAGGAAAACCUUGGGGCCUGGGCAGCAAGAUAGGGAUGCCAGCACCCAGCUCUGAUGCUUACUACCUGGUUUACCUUGGAGAAGUCAUUUAGCUUCCUAGUGCCUCAGUUUCCUCCACCGUAAAAUGAGAGAUGGCCUCUGAGGACUGUUCCAGCUCUCAUGCAAGAUGAUCCUGGAUGAUCCCCCUACACACAUCUGCCCCAUGUCUUUGGACAGAGGUAGAGCCUCCCAUCCAGUGAGGUGGCACCCUGUUCACCUGCCUCUAGUUCUCUUGUCCAUGUAACUGGGUGAUGUCCUCAAUAGUCUCCAUCUGCUCACAGGGAAUAGAGGCUACAUUUGGGGCUGAAGUUAGGAACCACUGUCUUAUGUGGCUUUUCCUAACAUCCCACACCUUCCUUUAUCCACCCAGAGCAAACUGGUUUCCUCAUCUCUUGGGCCAGUUGAGGGUCCUGAGCUUGGAAAGCCCUAACACCAUACAAACAAAAGGUGGGGGACUUCCCUUUUAUCUGAGCCCUGAGAGCAUUUGACACUCUCUGUCCUAUGCCCCGGAUGGUUUAGCUUCAUCCAGGCCCACGUAGAGGGAGGAGAUAAAACAUGAACCAGGAAUUAGGGAUUGGGGGAAACCAUGAUUUUGCCUGCUUCCCCGCCUCCCCGAGUCCACUCUUGAGUGAGCCUCCUCACUGUCCUCUCCUGGCUAAGGCUUCUCUUGGGACUGGAAAGUUUGUGUCUAUGCUAGGAAGUAUAUUUCAAGACCAUCUGAGUGCCCUGUCCUGGACUCUUUCCUCCCCUCCUCCAUUAACCUGCUCAGUAGGGAAGGAUUGUGUGUUGUUGGAGCCUGAAGGGAGCCUGCUUUGUCUAUUGUUUGGCUUUUAAUCUAUGAGCACAGAGGCAAGGAUCAAUCUGCCCAUUCCCUCUCUCCCACCAACCCCGUACACACAUAGUAUAGUAGAAAUGGUGGGAUAAGUGGGUUCGGGUUUCCCUGGCCCUCAUGACUAAUGGUGAAGGAUCUGACUGUGAGACAACCCGGAGGGCUCAGCCCAUUGGGCAGUGACUGGACCAUUGAGCUCAGAGCUGGGCCCAGCACUGCCUGUCCUGGACUCACAGAGAUCUUACCCCCUAAGCUCCCCAGCGCUCCCUCUAGCUCCCACUCCCACCCAUACUAAACCUAGACCAAGAGGACUUUAAAGCCAGAGUUUCCCUAAUAGAGAACAGAUCAGAUCCCCACUAACUAGACUGGAGGCAGGGGACUGGUCUAGCUAAGGCACAACAGUUGCCCUCCGGGUGUAGAUUAGACAGUGGUUAGGGAGUAGGGGCAGGGACAGGGUAGAUGAGCAGGAUGUAGGUAGCUGAUGUGGCUGGGUAUGCCAGCACAUGGGCACAUGCACAUAGCAGUCCCCCUCCCUCCUCCUCCUUCCAGGUUCCCCCCACCCAAACCAGUCUUCCAGAGGAGCCCCUAGAGAUGCGUAGGCAGGGCACAGCCCUUAGCAAACCCACCCUGAGCUUCUCAGUUCUAUACCUGAGCCCCUGGAAGGAAGCCCGACUCCUUGCCAGCCUAUUUUUAAGACACGGAAGGAGUCACAGGUGGGAGGGAAGGGAGCUGGAGGGCACCAAGGUACCAAAGAUACCAUCACUGCUAGCUUACAGGUGUAUACUUAAGACUCACAAUAACUCACAUUUAAACAACUGAGAUACUAUUUUUUACACACUCAACUUUACAUAUCUGUAUAUGUUUUUGUUUCUUUUUUAAGGGAAAGGUUUUAAUAUUAAACAUGGUGCUCUGUA
Molecule: messenger RNA, 6100 nt
Organism: Trichosurus vulpecula (common brushtail)
Lineage: Eukaryota; Metazoa; Chordata; Mammalia; Diprotodontia; Phalangeridae
Gene: PDGFRB
Product: platelet derived growth factor receptor beta
Biological process (GO): cell surface receptor protein tyrosine kinase signaling pathway; protein phosphorylation; positive regulation of smooth muscle cell migration
Cellular component (GO): signaling receptor complex
Molecular function (GO): platelet-derived growth factor beta-receptor activity; platelet-derived growth factor binding; ATP binding
Source: RefSeq, a predicted model, not a curated record